AAAUUUUGAGGAGCAUCUUUUCCAUUCAUUACAUUGAACUCCAUUAAACAUGGGAGAGAAUGACUCUGAUAACAGUGUUCUGUACUUUGUGCCUGAAGAAGAUGAAGAUGAGCUGACAACUGAAGAAGCUGUGAUGGUUGGCUGUUUGGGUAGAAAUGGUCUUGUACCUUCUGCUGGUACGGUUUAUGACAGGACAACUGUUUUAAUUGAGCAAGAUCCUGUAACAUUAGAUGAUGAAGAUGAUGAUGAUGAUGAAGGACCAUGUGGAGGUGAUAAUCUACCCUUUUUAACAGAUGGAUGUGACGACGGGUUUCCUUUAAUGAGUCAUGAAGGAAUGUCCCAGGGUUAUGUGCAGCACACCAUCUCUCCAGAUCAGAUUCACCUAACUAUACAUCCAGGUUCAACACCCAUGCCAAGAAACAUAGAGGGAGCAACACUGACACUGCAUUCAGAGUGCCCUGAAACUAAGGUGAAGGAGGUAAAACGAUAUCAGUGCACAUUUGAAGGAUGCCCUCGUACUUAUAGCACAGCUGGUAAUCUACGCACUCAUCAAAAGACGCACCGUGGCGAGUAUACAUUUGUCUGCAACCAAGAGGGAUGCGGAAAAGCAUUUCUUACUUCUUAUAGUCUCAAAAUACAUGUCCGUGUUCACACAAAGGAGAAGCCUUUUGAGUGUGAUGUAACAGGCUGUGAAAAAGCAUUUAAUACACUGUAUAGGUUAAAAGCACAUCAGAGACUGCACACCGGGAAGACCUUCAACUGUGAUUCUGAAGGAUGCAGUAAGUACUUCACCACUCUCAGUGACCUAAGGAAGCACAUCCGAACUCACACAGGAGAAAAGCCAUUCAGGUGUGACCAUGAUGGCUGUGGGAAGGCCUUUGCUGCUAGUCAUCAUCUCAAAACCCAUGUUAGGACACACACAGGAGAGAAGCCUUUCUUUUGUCCUAGUAAUGGCUGCGAAAAAACUUUCAGUACCCAGUACAGUCUGAAGAGUCACAUGAAGGGCCACGAUAAAGACCCAUCAUAUAGCUUACUGCUAAACAAUGCAGUCUACGAGGAUACAAACCACUCGUUAUGUUUAAGUGAUCUGAGUUUAAUUUCUACUGACUCUGAGCUUAGAGAAAACUGCACGUCUCAUGAACAGGAACUGAGCACAAUCUCACCAGUCACCAUAUUUGAGUCCAUGUUUCAAAGUCCAGAUGCUGCAGGUCAAGAUCAGGAAGCAGGUAUGACACAAAUACAAGAUAUUAUGGAAAACUUCAGCAAUGAUCAGCAGCCCGCAACUGUUGCACAGUGUCUUAGAGAUCCAAGUUCAUUAUUGUCUGCCCCUAUUCUACAGUCCAAUGUCCCAGAUCCUUCUCAGCAAGUUUCUUCUCUUUCUGCAUCUUCCUCACCUCCACCUGCUGCUGCUGUUUCAUCUGGUGAAGAAAGGUCGCACCUUACAGUGUUUAAAACCUCCCCUGGCAUUUUGCAAACUCCAGAAGUGCCUAUUCCUUCAUCCCAAUUUGUAGCCACUCAGACAGAAUUUAUUCAGCACACCCAGUCACAGCAACCUGUCAUACAAGGACUUUCAGUAGCAGCUGGGACGAACAUUUCUGCAGUCCCCGCAAGUACUGAAUCUCUACCAACAAUGGUGCAGACUGUGCCUUUAGCUGCUAACUCUGUUUUGACAAGUAACCCUGGAAUUACAAUUAUACCAACUCCAAAUACUGCAAUCCUUCAACCUAACCUGGUAGUGGCAGAGCAAAACCUGCAAUGGCUUCUGAAUGGUGGUAGCACUUCUCAGCAAACUCAAGACCAAACGCAACAAAAUUCUAAAGUAGAAAGUGUGUUUUUCACAACAGCAAUACCUGUGACUGACAGUGCAGGAAAUUCAGUGCAACAAAUUGGCCUAAGUGUUCCAGUCAUUAUAAUAAAACAGGAAGAGUCUUGCCAGUGCCAUUGUGCUUGCCGUGACUCCAGUGCAAAAGAAAGUGUUGAAAAAGAAAGGACAUCUUUUGCUGGUAACAGUUCGUGAUGAUGCCUUUUCACUGUUGGAUGUUUCACUGCAGUUGUGGGCAUACACCUCUUCCUGAAAGGAACCAGUGCAGUAAUGAAUGCUGCAAGAUCUUUGGACAGCUAACACAAUGUGGAUGUGUCUUGCUUCCAGUACGUUAAAAUGCCAAUGAGCCCCUCAUACUUUAAUACCAUAGGAGAAUGUUUUGAUCCUGAGAGAUGUGAAGAUUAACAACAGUUGAAGUCCAUCUGUUACAUUUAAGUAGCCAAUAUUUUUCCCACUCAGUUUUAUGUGGUGAAUAUUGGAAAAUGUAUUAACUUUUUGAAGCUGACGUUUUCACUUUCCUAAAUUAAUUAGGAUGCUUUUCAGAAGACCCUAACCUGACAAAUCAGAUGAUUUUUUUGUAACUUAAACAUUUUUUACUUACCAAUGAGGAAAUAACUAACUAUAUUCCAAUAGUUUUUCUACAUUAAGUAGUAUUUGCAGAGUUUCAUAAAGGAAGGAAUCCCUGCUUAUGGUGGUUAGUUGCACCCACUCAAUUUUACUACAUUCACAUGUGUAUGAGAAGUGAAGUCUAGCCCUUUUCCUGAUCUGCAGGGUUGCUGAUUUUAUAUUUAUCACUUAGCUUCAGUGCGUUUUCAGAUGAAGUGUACUGAAAACAGCACAGCGUAUACCUUCUAUUUAAACUGGGUGAUGCAAAAGAUGGUAGUUAGAAAUUAAGUUGCUGAAACAUCAGCAUGGCAGUAGAGUUGUAAGUUGCUCUGCUGGUUUGAAAAACUGAUAACAGAUAGGCUGUGUAUGGCUGGUGAGUCUGCCUUGAAUGUUUCUUACCCCUUUGUGUUUGGGAGAGUGCGUUUGUGUGUGUCUACAAGUUUGUGUGUAUGUGUGCGCAUGCAUGCAUAUACAAAUGCAUAUAUAUGUAGUGUCCCCCCUAGAGGGAUCUGUCUUUGCUCUGCACUACAGUUGGUCCACGUUCUCUUGUCCUCGCACAGUAUUUCUGUGCAGAUGAAUCAUGCACAUGUUAUUAAAACAUGGAAAAUACUGUCCGUAUUAUCAUGUAAUGACCGCUAAAUUAACUGGGGUAGUCACUGAAAUCUGGAUUUAAGUGAAGCAGUGACUAAAUUAACUUUGAGAUUCACUGAGGUGUUCGCUCAUACUUUUUUUUGGUUUACCUUGAUGGUAAUAGGAAUGCAGUGGAGUUAAGUAAAGAAGACCCUGGUCAAAAGAAAAGAAAAAAAGAUAACUAUACUACGUACAUCUUACUGGGUUUAUUUAACAGCUUUGAUAUGAUGUAGGUGAUGAAAUAGGGAUGUUAGAACUAUUGAGCGGUGCCGUUCAUAUUGAUAUACAGAUGCCUCUUUUUGAUGAGCCUUUCUUUGGCCUUUGACAAACGUAGACUGGCAGUUCUAAUAAUUGAACUUUUCAGUUACCUACCUAUCUAUCCAUGUGUGUAUUGUAGUGGCACUGAUUUUAAAGCUGUUGUCACCCUGAAGCAGUAACUGACUUGCAUAAGACAUAUGUCAUGUCUUCUCACCAUACCCAGUUUUGUAUGUUGAUUCCACAUCCCUGAAAGUGAAAUCAUUUACUGUAGACUAUAACUGACAUAUUUUUAAUUGUCACACAUUGCUAGAUGUUCUUCAGAAGCCAGCAUUUUCAGGUUUUAAGUGACAAUAAGAAGCCUUGGCACUUUAUGACUCUGGGACCAGCAAGAGAAGGGGGAACCCUCAAUGUAGAAAGAAAAGAAUGUAAAUUAAUUUUAAAGAAAAUUACAAAUUUUUAUUUUAUGUAUUUACUUAAGAUGUUAAAUGAACAAUAUUUGCACUAAUGUACAAGGGUAAAAUUACCCAACACAUAAAACAUUUUUUUCCUUUUGAAAGGGUGGGAAGUUCAAACUGUUUAAAAACUCUGAAAGCCACAAUGUUUGAAAAUCGCAUCUGUUUUUCACCAUGAUCAAAAUAAAUGAAAGUCGUCUUACCAGAAUGAAAACAA
This is a messenger RNA of Protopterus annectens (West African lungfish), 3985 nucleotides long. It is a transcript of the gene MTF1, whose product is annotated as metal regulatory transcription factor 1. Gene Ontology annotation, cellular component: nucleus. The record is from RefSeq and is a predicted model, not a curated record. Gene Ontology annotation, biological process: regulation of transcription by RNA polymerase II. NCBI's taxonomy places the organism in Eukaryota, Metazoa, Chordata, Ceratodontiformes, Protopteridae.